Messenger RNA from Myiozetetes cayanensis, 4821 nucleotides. It is a transcript of the gene ICAM5, whose product is annotated as intercellular adhesion molecule 5. Gene Ontology annotation, biological process: cell-cell adhesion. Lineage: Eukaryota; Metazoa; Chordata; Aves; Passeriformes; Tyrannidae. Gene Ontology annotation, cellular component: membrane. Gene Ontology annotation, molecular function: integrin binding. The record is from RefSeq and is a predicted model, not a curated record.
AUGGACACAAACACACACUGUACAUGUAUGGACACGCAUGGUACAUGUAUGGACACACAUGCUCCAUGUAUGGACACACAUGACUCAUGUAUGGACACGAUCCAUGCAUGCACACGCACACACGAAGCCCCCUCCCCCUCGCAGCAGCUCCAGCCCCCCCGGUGGUCGCGGGGGGAGGGGCCACGCCCCCGGCCCGUCUGUCACUGUCGCUGUCGCUGUCACCGUCACCGGUGCUGUCGCGGCGCCCACGCGCGACCCACGCGGGGAGGGGGGAGGGGUUUUUUUUGAGGGGAGGGGGGGAGGAGCAGCCCCGCGGGGCCGGCGGAGCCGCUGCCUUCGGCCUCAGCCGCCUCUUCCUCCCCGUCCUCCUCAUCCCCCUCUCCCCCAUCCUCGUCCCGAUCCUCCUCCGCUCCGGUCUUCAUCCUCCUCCUCCUCUUUGCCCCUACCCUCCUCUUCCUCCCACCCUCCCCGUCGCCUCCAUCCUCCUCCUCCUCCUCUGCUCCAUCUCCCUCCUCAUCCUCCUCCUCCUCCUCAUAAUCCCCAUCCUCCUCCUCCGCUCCAUCCCCCUCCUCAUCCUCCUCAUCCCCAUCCUCCUCUUCCUCUCCGUCUCCAUCCUCAUCCUCCUCUCCCUCUCCCUCCCCACCCUCCUCUCCCUCUCGCCUUCCCCGUCGUCUCCAUCCUCCUCCUGCUCCAUCCCUGUCUUCCUCCUCCUCCUCCUCUUCUUCCUCCUCUUCAUCUUCCUCCCCCUCGGUCCCCGAUGGGACCCCCCGCUCCGGCCACGCGGCUCUUGCCCCCUCGUUCUGGCGCUCGCAGGGGUGGCCCGCGGCUCCUUCACGGUCACGGCCUGGCCGCGCGUGGCCGUGGUGGCCUUCGGGGGCUCGGCCACCGUCAACUGCAGCCGCAGCGCCUGCCCGGGGGGCAACGCCACCCUGGAGCUCCACACCCCCCUGGCCGCGACCCCCGGGCCGGGGGGGCCGCGCUGGCAAAGCUUCCUCCUCCUCAACGUGUCCCGCUGGAGCCCCGGCCCCGUCACCUGCUCGGGGAGCUGCGGGGACACCCGCGCCGAGGCCAGCGCCGACGUCCUGGUCUACAAGCUGCCGGAGCGGGUGGCGCUGGACCCGGUGGCGCCGGUGGCGGUCGGGGACAGCCGGAACGUGACGUGCCGCGUGCUGGAGGUGGCCCCGGUGGGGAACCUGACGGUGACGCUGCGGCGCGGCGGGGACACCCUGAGCACCCAGAGCUUCGGCCGCGCCCCCGGCAGCGCCAGCGUGGCCGUCACCCACCUGCUGACCGCCACCCCCGGCGACCACGGGCAGGACGUCACCUGCCACGCCGAGCUGUCCCUCAGGCCGCACGGGCCCCUCUUCGCCCGCGCCGCCGCCCCCGUCACCCUCUCCGUGUUCGCCCUCCCGGAGCCCCCCCAGCUCGAGGCCCCCUCCCUGCUGGAGGUCGGUGCCACCUCCCGCGCCCGCUGCCGCGUGGCCGGCGCCUUCCCGGCCGGGGACACGCGUGUCACCCUCGCCCUGGGCCGCGAGACGCUGAACGCCAGCCUGGAGGUGGCGGGGGACGCGGUGACGGCGGUCACCGAGCUGUCCCCGAGCCGCCCGGGCCUUGGGGACAUCACCUGCACGGCCGCGGUGGCCUCGGCGACGAGGACGGCGCGGAGGACGCUCCACGUUUACCGAUUCCCGGCUCCCACCCUGGAGCUGCUGCCGCGGCCGGCGGCGGAGGGCGCGGAGGUGACAAUGACGUGCCACGCGGGGGACACCGAGCCGGCCGGGCCGCUGCUGCUGCAGCUCCUGGGGUCCCACGGCGAGGGGGUGCUGGCGGAGGGGCCGCGGUCCCGCGUGGAGCUGCGCGUGGCCGCCAGGAGGGAGGAUGACGGGCGCGAGCUGCGCUGCAGGGCCAGCCUGGCCGUGGGGGACAGCGCGGUGACAAAGGAGGCGGCCGCGCGGCUCGUCGUGCACUAUCCCCCCGAAUUGGGGGCCGGCGGCUGCCCCGCCAACCGCACGUGGGUGCGGGGGGCGCGGGAGUGGCUCUGGUGCCGCGCCACCGGCAACCCCGCGCCCGCCGUGGUUUGCGCCCGCGCGGGGGUCCCCGUGGGCACCGGCGAGCCCGAGCCCGUCACCCGCGAGCGGGCGGGCACCUACGAGUGCACGGCCACCAACGCCAUGGGGACGAGCAGCCAAAGCGUCACCGUCCGCGUGGAGUACGAGCCCACCCUGUCGGAGCGCGGGUGUCCCUCGCGCCGCGUGUGGGUGGAGGGGCAGCGGCGGGACCUGGAAUGUCGCGCCGAGGGGGACCCCCCGCCCAGCACCCGCUGCGCCCGCCGCGGGGACACCCCCAGAGUUGCCCGGGGACACCCCCAGAGUUGGCCCCGGGGACGCCCCCGCGCCCGCCCCACCCGCACCCGCGGCACCCGCGUGGUCUCCAGGGCCGACGCCGGGAGCUACCUGUGCAGGGCCACCAACCGGCACGGCGUGGCCACCAGGGAUGUCGUGGUCACCGUGGAGUACCAGCCGAGCAUCCCCGAGCGGGGCUGUCCCGAGCGGCGCCUCUGGCUCGAAGGGACCCCGGCCCGGCUCAGCUGUGCCGCCACCGGGAACCCCCCACCCCGGGUCACCUGUGCCAAGCUGGGGGACAGCCACGACCACCCCCCGGUGACACCCAACGCCACCCACCCCGAGCUGGGGGACAGCCAGGACCACCCCCCGGUGACAGCCAAGGAGGGGGGGGACACGUGGGACCACCCCCUGGUGACAACCGAGGAGGGGGGGGACACGUGGGACCACCCCCUGGUGACCCCCAAUGUCACCCAGACUGAGCUGAGGGACACUCAGGACCCCCUAGUGACCCCCAAUGUCACCCGGACCGAGCUGGGGGGCACCCGGAACCACCCCUUGGUGGCCCCCGACGUCACCCGGCCCAAACUGGGGGGCACCCAGGACCUCCCAGUAACCCCAAAUGUCACCCGGACCGAGGUAGGGGACCCCCAGGGCCCCCCCCGGGUGCCCCCCACCGUGAGCCGCGCCCACGCCGGCGCCUACCAGUGCCGGGCCAGCAAUGCCCACGGCUCGGCCGUCCGGAACGUCACCGUGGCCGUGGAGUUCGGCCCCUCGUCCGUCACCCUCCGCGCUGUCCCCUCUUCCUCCGUCCCCCGGGGCGGCUCCUUCAGCCUGGACUGCGGCGCCGAGGGGGUCCCCGCGCCCACCUUCGCCUGGGCCGCGCCCCCCGCCCCCAACCUGCGCCUGGGCCCCGACAACCGCUCGGUCACCGUCACCGCCGCCACCGCCGCCAACCGCGGGCUCUACACCUGCACCGCCAGCAACCGGCACGGCCGCGGCGCCCGCAGCGUCCUGGUCAGCGUCGACGAGACGUGGCUGGUGGCCCUGGUGGCCCUGGGCUCGCUGGGGGCGGUGGCCCUGGUGGCCCUGGCGGUGGCGGGGGGGCUGUACCUCAAGAGCACGGCCUGCAAGAAGGGCGAGUACAACGUGCGCGACGCCGAGGGCUCCUCGGGGGCCGCCUGUCCCCUGCACCGGCACCGGCACCAGCAGGACCCGGGGGACAUCUUUGGCAUCCAGCUCAGCCCACCCUGAGAGGGACCCUCAGGACCCGGGGGACAUCUUUGGGAUCCAGCUCAGCCCACCCUGAGUGCCACCACCCCCCAAAACUCAGGACCACAGGGACAUCUUUAUGAUCCAGCUCAGCCCCCCCGAGAGGGACCCUCAGGACCACCCCCUGCCCACCAGGGACACCCAGCAGGACCAUGGGGACAUCUUUAUGAUCCAGCUCAGCCCCCCCUGAGAGGGACCCUCAGGACCACCCCCUGCCCACCAGGGACACCCAGCAGGACCACGGGGACAUCUUUGGGAUCCAGCUCAGCCCACCCUGAGAGGGACCCUCAGGACCACCCCCUGCCCACCAGGGACACCCAGCAGGACCACGGGGACAUCUUUGGCAUCCAGCUCAGCCCUCCCUGAGUGCCACCACCCCCCAAAACUCAGGACCACGGGGACAUCUUUGGCAUCCAGCUCAGCCCACCCUGAGAGGGACCCUCAGGACCCGGGGGACAUCUUUGGGAUCCAGCUCAGCCCACCCUGAGUGCCACCACCCCCCAGAACUCAGGACCACGGGGACAUCUUUAUGAUCCAGCUCAGCCCUCCCUGAGUGCCACCACCCCCCAGAACUCAGGACCACAGGGACAUCUUUAGGAUCCAGCUCAGCCCACCCUGAGAGGGACCCUCAGGACCACCCCCUGCCCACCAGGGACACCCAGCAGGACCACGGGGACAUCUUUGGGAUCCAGCUCAGCCCCCCUGAGAGGGACCCUCAGGACCAUGGGGACAUCUUUGGGAUCCAGCUCAGCCCACCCUGAGUGCCACCACCCCCCAAAACUCAGGACCACGGGGACAUCUUUAGGAUCCAGCUCAGCCCACCCUGAGAGGGACCCUCAGGACCACGGGGACAUCUUUGGGAUCCAGCUCAGCCCACCCUGAGUGCCACCACCCCCCAAAACUCAGGACCACGGGGACAUCUUUAUGAUCCAGCUCAGCCCACCCUGAGAGGGACCCUCAGGACCACGGGGACAUCUUUAUGAUCCAGCUCAGCCCACACUGAGUGCCACCACCCCCCAAAACUCAGGACCACAGGGACAUCUUUGGCCUCCAGCUCACCCAGGAACACCCAGGACCAUCCCCUUCCUGGUGGGGACCUCCAGGGACCCCCCCCCAAAAUCCCCCUUGACCGGGGUUAUUGGGGGUUACAACGUGUGGGGACACCGAGGGACCCUUCAGAGCCCCCCUUCCCCAUCCCAGGGGGUUU